CACGUGUGGGCCCUGUCCCCGUUACCGAACAGAGCAGUGCCCGUCGCAUUGAUUUGAAGGGGAAUGAGUGCUGACACAUCCUGUCCGCGCAGAGAGGCUCGCGCGGCUCCCGCUUUGCCUCACAGCGCGAGGCCAGCUGAGGGGCGCGCGGACUAAUGAGUCUCUGGGGCAGGGGCGCUUGAUUUCCGCUCUGAGACCUGCCCAGCAGCAGCCGCAGCACCUGGACCACAGCUGGACAUGUCUCUGCUGAAGCAGCGGGGGAGAGAGCUCGAGCGCUUCGACGGACUGUCGCUCAUUUACUGGACUCUAAUGGGUCCGUAUGGAGUUGACAGAGCUGUUCAUUCCAUGGAGUUUACAGACUGUGAGAAUGGCCUGGGAAUUAAAGUUAUUGGUGGAGUGAAAGAAGUAACGGGUGAGGAGUUCGGAGUUUACGUCAAACGGAUUUUACCUGGUGGCCUUGCUGCAGCUGAUGGAAACCUGUUGCCAGGGGACCAGAUCUUGGAAGUAAACGGGGACAGUCUAGUUGGAGUCACAAGUGAAAGAGCUGUGGAUAUCUUGAGAGCAGCCUCUGCCACUAAUCACAUGCGCCUUCUUAUUGCCAGAGAUGAAGAAGCAAAGAGAGAAUUUGCUGAGCUGCUGGAGAAAUAUGGCUCCAAUGGAAGCACAGGAUCAACCCGCAACUCUCCCAUCCAGCAAGGAGGUCGCCUCUUGGACAGCACGUCAUCUGGUUCCUCAUCUCGAUCUCAGAGUCCAUUGCUGCUGAGCCCUGCAAGCUCUCAGAACAUGUACAGUGGUGGGCCCAUGAUGCGCUCCCUCAGUCAUCCAGGUGAAGGAGUGAUUCAGCUCAUUUCUGUAGCACGAUCCAGUAGUUUAGGAAUCGUCAUUGGGGGAGGCUCCAACAGGCCUGAUGGCCCUGCUGUGUUCAUCCAGGAGGUGCUGUCUGGAGGAGACUGUCACAAGGAUGGUCGCCUGAGGCCGGGAGAUCAGCUCAUUGCCAUCAACAAGGAGUCUUUGAUUGGUGUAACUCAUGAGGAGGCAAAGGGCAUGCUGAACAAAGCUAAGUACAGCCAAGACAAUACAGUGGAAAUAGCCUUCAUCCCAGGAAAAGGUCUUUUUCCAAGCAGCACAUCGCUCCACAACGGAGUUCAGCGAGCUGCAGGCAACAGCUACAGCUCUGGACGCUUAAAAGUUCACAUAAGGUCACCUGAGAUCUGUACUGAGGAGCCAGCCCCCGUGUCUUCACCCUCUCCAGACAUCUGUCCUCCAGAUAUUCAUAUUUCAGGUUCUACCAGCCAAAGGUCUCCAACGGACACAAAACCUAAGAUAACACUUGAUCCACACAUACGCCUCAAAUUGGACAAGUUAGACUUGGCUUUGUCUUUUCUUGGAUUGGAUGUCAGUGAAGAUAAAAGGAAGACACUGAGGCAUAACCUGACCCCAGACCCACAAGGCACUGUGGCAUAUGGAGAUUUUGUCGAAGCUUCACGGAACAUCUUCCAGGAGGACCUAGAGGAGUUGGGUUUAGGAUAUGGUCCCUUCACCUUCUCAUAUCAUGAAGCAGCCAGUUUGAUGGACACAUCAGCAUUUCAUUCACCUACUUAUGAAUCAGAGUGCAGCUACAGCAGUGAGGAGAUGGAGCAGUUUCAGACCGAAGUGAAGCAACUGCAGACCCAGAUGAAGCAGCUUAAGGUGAUUCUGAAAGACAUGGAACAGAGCAAAAAAAGCCUGGAGGAUGAGCUACAGAAGACAUCAGAGGUUUCCCAGGCUCAGAUGGAGUGCAGAGGAGAUGGCGGCCUCUGUGGAGCAGUUGGAGUGAAAGCCUGUUUGACUGUGGAGGAGAACACCCGUCUGAAAAGCCGUCUGCAAGCAGCUGAGGCUGGGGCAGUACAGCGUCAGGCCACCACUGCUGAGCAGGACUAUGAGGAAGUUAUCCAGCUGCUAGAAGCUGAGAUCAGAGACCUGAAGAACCAGCUGGCUGCCAAGCGGCAAGCCUGUGGAGCAGUGGCUAAAGACGACGUAGUUGAGCUCAACAAGAAGCUGACCGCCAUCGACUCCCAGCUGAGGAAGUCUGAGCUAAGUAGAAAACACCUGGAAAUCUCCAACAAUAAACUGCUGGGCUUCGCUCAGAAUGUGCACAAGGUCCUGACUACACCCAGUCUUUUUGGAGGAGAUGGCGGGAGCAACAGGUCAUCUCCAGCCACAGACAGCCCCGACACCCAAUCACCUCUUCCUGAUCUUACCUUCCAACUGGCUGUGGAGGCGAAAGAGCUGGUGGAGGGAGUGUGUUCUUCCACUGCGGAAAAUAAAGCGUCUGAUGGCGUAUCAGAGGUCAAUUCUCAUCAUGUAUGAGCUACAGAGAGGUGAAGGACUGAAGAAGGUCCUGCUCCAUCACCAAAGAGGCCCACUGAGCCCAGACCAGCGACAUUCUUCACCAGUCAACAGGACACGGCCACAUCAGCAAACAAAGUGGCUUCAGCCAAUCCAGACCCCCCAGUGCACCGUGACAGACAGCAUCUCUGAGCGGACCCUGCUUGUACACAAAUUAAAGACUGCAGCCGAAGCAUUCCCCGGCGUCUCAGCAGCAAACGAUCUUGUUCCUUUUGCAGCACGUGAUGUUGAAGGCACUGCAUGACUGAGUGCACAAUACAAAUGUGCUGUUGUAAACCAUGUUAAUACUCUUCUCUGAUGUCUUUUGUAAAGCUAUACAAUCACAGGCAGACUGACUACAUUUACUGCAUGUGAAGGAAAGAUUUUUUUCUGCUUAGGUGGGACAAUAUGGAGCUGAACAGUCUGUUUCACCGUCAUCUCCCUGCCAUAUCCUUCAUUCCUUUCCCGGUUUGUUUGCUCCGCCACAAAUGUAGGUAUUGUCGAGAAAUGUGUAGAAACAUAAUUUUGCCUCUCCUUGUGCCCUUUCUCAUUAAUGAAAGGUUGAAGGAGAAGUCUUCUGAGAUUCUGGACCUGAGUGAUGAGUGUCAACUGCAGCUUUAUAUCACUGCUGUGGUUCAUGUUGAUGGAGAGGCUUUACUGCCACCAUGGCUUCAGCUGUGUUCUCUUGUGCUACAUGUUGUCAGUGUGAACAGAAACCAGUUAUAGACUACAUGUAAAACAUUGUUUUGAUUUCUGCCAACAGCGGCAAACCCAUUUAUGAAGUAUACUAUUGAACUGAAUUGCAUCUUCAGUGUGGCCUCAUAUUCUUUAUUAUGUUUUAUAUUAAAGGGAUAGCUGAUGAAUGGA
Fundulus heteroclitus (mummichog) is the source of this 3234-nucleotide messenger RNA. RefSeq names its product syntaxin-binding protein 4. The coding region runs from base 238 to 2349 and encodes 703 amino acids. The record is from RefSeq and is a predicted model, not a curated record. The transcript has 22 exons. Lineage: Eukaryota; Metazoa; Chordata; Actinopteri; Cyprinodontiformes; Fundulidae. Gene Ontology annotation, molecular function: protein binding.